GAUACGGUGUUUGUGACAGUGCGCAGCCGCGGGUGCUGGCCGCCGGCCCUUUGGUGUUAGUGGUGCGCAGGCGCAGCUGCCGGCUGCCGGCGCUGGCUCGGGCGGGGACGGUUGGGCCAACAUGAAUUUCCUCCGUGGGGUAAUGGGCGGCCAGAGUGCCGGGCCACAGCCCAGCGGGGCCGAGACGGUUCAGAAGCUAUGUGACCGCGUUGCCUCUUCAACACUACUGGAGGAUCGCAGAGAUGCAGUCCGUGCACUCAAAGCAUUAUCCAAAAAAUAUCGCCUUGAAGUGGGCAGUCAGGCCAUGGAACACCUUGUUAAUGUGCUGCAGACAGACCGUUCAGACUCUGAAAUUAUUGGCUAUGCAUUGGAUACUCUUUGCAAUCUGAUCUCCAAUGAGGUUGAAGAGGAGGAGCCAGAUGAAUCUGAAGAGGAGAAUGUUCAGAAGACCAGUUCUGAAGACCUGGCUGGGCAGUUUGCAGAGAUUUAUAUCAAACAACAAGAAAAUCUUACCUUGCUGUUAUCCUUGUUAGAGGAAUUUGAUUUUCAUGUGCGCUGGCCUGCAGUAAAACUUCUAACUGCACUUUUAAAAAAUCAAGGCCCACAAGUUCAACAGAUUAUCCUUGUCAGCCCAAUGGGUGUAUCCAAGAUGAUGGAUUUGCUUGCAGAUUCGAGAGAAGUAAUUCGCAAUGAUGGUCUCCUUUUGCUCCAGCAAUUAACGAAAGCUAAUGCAGCCAUUCAGAAGAUUGUAGCUUUUGAAAAUGCCUUUGAACGCCUGCUGGAUAUUAUCACUGAAGAGGGGAUGAGUGAUGGAGACCUGUGGAAAGACACCAAUAGUGUAGCUAGAUUUAAUAACGAAUGGCAGAUGAAAUAUUGUCGCCUGAGACCCGGUUCAUACAUUCAACGCACAAAACCUUGGUUUGAGGUUGCUGAAGAUAAUUCGGGUUGGUCUGCACAGAAAGUAACAAAUCUUCACCUGAUGCUGCAGCUGGUGAGAGUGCUGGUGUCUCCUGUGAAUCCUCCUGGUGCUACAAGCAGUUGCCAGAAGUCAGCAUUCCAAUGUGGUUUGUUACAGCAGUUGUGCACCAUCCUGAUGGCAACUGGAGUUCCUGCUGAUAUUCUCACUGAGACCAUUAACACAGUAUCUGAAGUUAUCAGAGGGUCCCAGGUAAACCAGGAUUAUUUUGCUUCUGUGAAUGCACCUUCCAAUCCACCAAGGCCUGCAAUUGUAGUCCUUCUGAUGUCCAUGGUGAAUGAAAGGCAGCCAUUUGUCCUGCGUUGUGCGGUGCUGUACUGUUUCCAAUGUUUCUUGUACAAAAACCAAAAAGGCCAAGCAGAGAUUGUUGCCACACUUCUGCCAGCAACUAUUGAUGCCAAUUCGAUCUCGGCUGGCCAGCUGCUAUGUGGGGGCCUCUUCUCUACAGAUUCCCUCUCUAACUGGUGUGCUGCUGUAGCAUUGGCACAUGCUCUGCAGGAUAACUCCAUCCAAAAGGAACAGCUGCUCAGGGUACAGCUGGCAACCAGCCUUGGCAAUCCUCCUGUCUCCCUGCUCCAACAGUGUACCAACAUCCUGUCUCAGGGAGAUAAGAUCAACAGACGGGGAAGCAAGGAGCAAACACGGGUUGGCCUACUGAUGUUGCUGUCUACGUGGAUGACCAACUGUCCUAUUGCUGUGACUCACUUCUUGCACAACCAAACCAAUGUUCCUUUUUUAACGGCACAGAUAUCGGAGAACCUUGGGGAAGAGGAACAACUUGUGCAAGGUCUCUGUGCCCUUCUACUGGGCAUCUGCAUCUACUACAAUGAGAACUCUCUGGAGAACUACACUAAGGAAAAGCUAAAGCAACUCAUAGAGAAGAGAAUUGGAAAAGAAAUUUUCAUUGAGAAGUUGGCUUACAUCAGCAAGCAUGAGCUUUACUCUCGAGCUGGUCAGAAACCCCAGCCCAGCUACAACAGUCCAGAGCAAAUGCUGUUUGAUCACGACUUCACCAAAUUAGUUAAAGAAUUAGAAGUUCUUAUAACAAAGGCUGUCCAAAAAUCAAGUGAGGAUGAGAAGAAGGAAGAGGAAGUGAAGAAGUCUUUGGAGCAACAUGACAGUAUAGUCAAUCAAUACAAGGAACUUAUCCGUGAACAGGAUCUGCAACUGAAUGAAUUGAAGAAACAAGUAACUGCCUUGACCAAUCAGAACGAGCACAGUCAAACCACAAUAACGCAGCAAGCGUCACAGAUUCAGCAACUGCGUGACCAGUACAAUCUUCUCAAAGUACAAGGUAAACCACUAGACAGCCAACAUCACAUUCACAAUGAGGCAGCUCAGAUCAAUGGUAUUCAACCUAAAGACACCGAAGAAAUUGGAAGGUUGCAAGAAGAGAUUGAAGAACUGAAGAAGCAGCAUAAUGUAUUAGAAGGACAGCUGGCUGAAAAGGAGUUGGAGAUUAAUAAAUUGAGGGCUGCUCAGUCAACAGGAAACCUAGCUGAAGUUGGCACAGAAAUUGCUGGUGACCAACCAACUGAUCAGCACAAGCUUGUGGGCACAGCAGAAGCAUUGGUGAGGGAUAAUGACAGUGAUUCUGCAGCAACGAAGACUGCACAGCUUGAAAACAGACUAUCAGUAUUGGAUGAUGAAAAUAAAAUGUUAAAGGAUCAGUUAAAGAUGUUGACAGAGGAGAAAAAGUCCCUUGAUCAACAGCUUGCCUCGACAAACAGUACAAUAGCCAUUCUUGAAACUGACAAGAGAAAGCUCCAACAAGAGGUGACAGAGUCUAAGAAGGAGCAGGAUGAUCUAUUGGUACUUCUCGCAGACCAAGACCAGAAAAUCUUUGGAUUUAAGAAUAGGCUCAAAGAGCUUGGAGAACCAGUUGAGGAUGAAGAUGACCUGGAGUCUGCUGACCAAGAAGAUGAUGAUGAUGAUGAUGAUGAUGAUCCAAACUAAUUGCAUAACGAUGAUAUACAGACAGAAUAAGGAAAUAAAAUGUAAAGAAGGUCAAAGCUUCUAUUACCACAAUGCAGAAUGGCGAAAGAGUUCAGAAUGUUUUGUUUUUUUUCUUUUUGGAAGGGGGCUUUGAAAUUAGUUUAAUUGUAUCU
This is a messenger RNA of Chiloscyllium plagiosum (whitespotted bambooshark), 3084 nucleotides long. The record is from RefSeq and is a predicted model, not a curated record. NCBI's taxonomy places the organism in Eukaryota, Metazoa, Chordata, Chondrichthyes, Orectolobiformes, Hemiscylliidae.